AUGGACCCCAUCCUCGAUGGACUGAAUUCUGCCCAGAGACAGGCAGUCACAUCUUCUGAUCCCAUUCUACAAGUUCUCGCGCCACCCGGCUCCGGCAAAACAAAGACCUUAACAGCACGCGUCGCGUAUCUUCUCUCACAUCAUGGGUACUUACCUCAAGAAGUUAUUUGUUGUACAUUUACCAUCAAAGCGAGUCGUGAGAUGCGAGAGCGUCUCUCAAAACUGGUUGGAGAACGAGUGCAGUCGCGUUUGAUUCUGGGUACCUUUCACUCUAUCUGUCGGCGAUACCUAGUCAAGUAUGGAUAUUUGAUUGGUCUGAGGAAGGGGUUUGGAAUUGCGGACUCGGAUGAUAGUCGAGGUAUUCUCCGGCGUAUCAUCAAACGACUGAAGUCAUCUAUUGAGGUCAAAGCUGCACAAGGUCGAAUCUCCCGCCACAAGGCGCAUGGACUUGGACCGGAUGACCUGGUCGGGCGAGUCAAAGCUGAGGAGCUGGAGAUUGUGGAUAUCUACCGCCAGUAUGAAUCGGGACUUGCAGCUUCAAAUCUCUUAGAUUACGAUGAUCUGCUCGUGAGAUGCGUGCAGCUUCUGAGAGAACAUCCAGAUUGCGUGUCAAACGUGCAAGCGGUGCUCGUCGAUGAGUUUCAGGAUACGAACAUUAUUCAAUAUGACCUAAUGAACCUUUUUGCGUCCAAGAAUCGGCGCAUCACGAUUGUCGGAGAUCCUGAUCAGAGUAUCUAUGGGUUUCGAUCUGCCGAAAUCCAAAACCUAAAGCGAAUGCAGAACCGAUACUCGAACACCUCUGUUGUGCUUUUGGAAUCCAACUAUCGCUCCUCGGCUUCAAUCUUGAAAUCUGCCCAGGAAGUCAUUGAACAAGACACUGCGCGUCCAGACAAGAAGCUACAACCGACUCAUACACAAGGAACGAUGCCUGUUCUAAGGAAGCUUCCUAAUGCCAGUGCUGAAGCGCACUGGAUGGUUCUUGAAAUCAAACGAUGUAUGGCCAUGACAGGCGGUGUUCUGCGCAUGUCCGAUUUUGCAGUGUUGCUGAGAUCUGCUUCAUUAUCAACUCGGAUCGAAACAGCAUUUGGGCGAGCAGGUAUCCCAUAUAAGAUGGUCGGCGGUCGCAAGUUCUUUGAUCGGACAGAGGUCAAGACCCUGAUCAACUAUAUGAGGGUUGUAAGUCAUACUGACGGCACUGAUGCGCUGCUUGGUAUUAUCAAUGUUCCACCCCGGAGGAUUGGAGAUGAGACGAUAAAGCAAUUGACCACUGGUGCGGAGACAGCCAACAUUCCCCUUUGGACCUUCAUCAAAGACGUUAUACAAGGCCGCCGAUCGACAGAGAAGAAGCUGCAAAAGGCAGCAGAGCUGGGACUUUGUUCGCUGAUGAAGUUGAUCGAUGCGUCGAAGCAGAAGCUCCAAGAAUGUGAAGAUGCAUCGGCACCGCGCGUGCUUCUUGAGCACAUCACGGAAAGCCUUUCGUUCCAAGAAUAUCUUGUGAGAACCUAUCCAUUGGAUGAAGAUGGUCGCUGGGCGAACGUUAAAGAAUUGAUGGGCCAAGCCAAUGAAGCUGCAUUCUCCACUGACGACCCGGGUCAAGAAGAGGAUCUCCCUGAAAUCGAGGGAAUAGAACAACAGAAAGUGCAUGCUGGCGAAGAGGCCCUGUCUCGUUUCCUGGCCAAUGUUGCCCUUGCAACUGAGGCGACUACCAAAGACGAAGGGGAGCAGGUAACAGAGAAGGUCACCAUCUCCACCAUUCAUGCUGCUAAGGGGUUAGAAUGGCCAGUUGUUUUCAUACCCGCCGUAUACAAUGGAAGCAUCCCGCAUUCUCGAGCAGAAGUCAUCGACGAAGAGAGGCGCCUACUUUACGUCGCAAUGACCAGAGCUCAAGCGUUAUUGUACAUGAGUUUACCACUACGGCAGCCUCGAAUGGGCGAAGGAGAGGAUUCAUCUACCACUUUGACAUCCUUUCUUCCCCCCAAACUGAUCAAAAAUAGAUUUCGUCUGAUGGGGCCUCAGUUACUGGAAAAUGUUGUGUUCGCUAUUGCUGAUAUUCUGCGACGACCACGACCCGCCGUGGAAGACCUGUACAAAGGACUGGGAUCCCUUCCGUCAACACUGGAUGACCAAUGGACAGCUGAAGGUGAAGAGAAGAACAAGGGCGGCGAUUUAGAAUGGAAAAAAUCCCUGGGAUCCGACUUGGGAGAACCCAACCCUAAGAGACGCCGUUCGGACAUCAAUCAGCCGACUACUACCACAUACAUGUCAGCAGGCGGGCAUAGCAUGGGUAACUCGUCCAACUUCAUGGUCCCUACCACGCUCAGCUCCGGAUUCUCGUCUGCUCGUGACUAUAUCACGGCCAACCCGGAAGCUGGCCUGGCAACGACGGAAACCGCCAAAGCUGUUACGGAAACCGCCCCGGUCAGUCAGGCGACAAAGGAUACUACACGAAAAGACGGACUUAGCCAAGCCAGUAUCUCAAACUUCUUCGGUGGGCCAGGAUCCUCCUCGAAGAAAACCUCCGCCCCAUCCAACUUGCCGACCCAACCAGCCCGACGAAACCAGCUGACAUCACAAAAUCCGCGGCCAGGCUCCCAGCCUGUUCCGCCGACGCUGUCUUCCCACCGACUCCAACCACGACCACUGCAGCCUACGCGACCGGCCUUGGAUACCGCGGAGCCUAACAAAUACACGUGGCUGGCGGCUCCGUCCAGACCUACGGUGAAACCUGCCCGGAUGCUGACCCAGCCUUCGAAUGGAAACAACACAGUGGACACAGGGACCAGGGCGGAAGAGAUGAAACAGGAGAGCUCCACUCGCGGUGUCCAGUCAGUGACAUUCCAUACGACUACAAUGACCACUGUUCGGCAGCAAGCCCAAGCUUCGGGGCGACGGACAUUAGGGAUCCGGCGGAGUAUGAAUGGAUGGGAGGAGCGGAUGAAACGGGACGGCGGGGGCCAAGGACGUGGAGGGAAUCCAGACUAG
Penicillium pulvis is the source of this 2982-nucleotide messenger RNA. Its product is annotated as ATP-dependent helicase. Gene Ontology annotation, biological process: recombinational repair. Lineage: Eukaryota; Fungi; Ascomycota; Eurotiomycetes; Eurotiales; Aspergillaceae. Gene Ontology annotation, molecular function: hydrolase activity; DNA binding; ATP binding. The transcript has 2 exons. The record is from RefSeq and is a predicted model, not a curated record. Gene Ontology annotation, cellular component: nucleus. The coding region runs from base 1 to 2982 and encodes 993 amino acids.